This is a messenger RNA of Daktulosphaira vitifoliae (grape phylloxera), 1946 nucleotides long. RefSeq names its product forkhead box protein C1-A-like. The transcript has 5 exons. Bases 528 to 1532 code for a protein of 334 amino acids. Gene Ontology annotation, biological process: regulation of transcription by RNA polymerase II; cell differentiation; anatomical structure morphogenesis. The record is from RefSeq and is a predicted model, not a curated record. Lineage: Eukaryota; Metazoa; Arthropoda; Insecta; Hemiptera; Phylloxeridae. Gene Ontology annotation, molecular function: DNA-binding transcription factor activity, RNA polymerase II-specific; RNA polymerase II cis-regulatory region sequence-specific DNA binding.
GUAAGAAGACAGACCCGGUCGGUCGUUGUUAUUGCAGUAGCGCGUCCGCUCUUCGACCAAUCCAUAGCGUAACACGCGUGUAAGUGUAAACGGAAGUUGAACAGUGAUAGAAAAAUAUCAGUAGCCCGCUGAAUUCGUAUCACUGACAAAAUUCAAAUUACGCAUGCACUAGCUGACGGGUACGUUUAACCGGGCGCACGUGACCGCUCAACGGAAGGAGCAACUGUACACCGGUUCGGUCGUUUAUUUAAUGACAUUACCAGUUUUAAUUAAUCGCGCCGCUUUGACGACACCAACGCCGAUCAACGCGUUUAUCUGUUGAGAUCGCUUUACCGAAGUCGGAGUGUUUUAUUACACCGCUGCUUACUACCACCAUCACCACUAAUUUUUGAUACAACAUAAAUUACCAAGUACACUUAAGUCAAUUUUUGUGUUAUAAACACAUCAUCACGCUUUAAACAUUACUGAUCAGAUUGGAUGCAGACCGGAAUUAUUUACAAGUACCAUCGAUAAAAAACAUUUAAUAGAUGAACCGUGGUGCCCAAACUCGUUUGUUAGACGAACCCUCAAAUUUUCUUGAACCUCCAAACAUGAAAACCGAAGAAAUGAUACAAAACCAACAACAGCGCAACAUGUUAGCUGAAGCUAUAGCUUCAUUACCCCAAGUACCUCAGAACCUAUCAGCUCUAGCCUUAUUUCAUCAGUUACCUAUAUUAUAUCAACAGCACUAUCAGCAUAUGUUACAAUCCAGAAUUUUACCUUAUCUUCAGGAAUCGCUUAGGCUACAAAGUGCUGUUAACUAUCUAGACACCAAACCUCAGUUACCACAAAUUCCAAUAUUUGAUCAACCAGUCGUUGAGCCAUCUUCAAUUAUUGAUAUGGGCUGUAACGAAAAACCACCUUAUUCUUACAUUGCUUUAAUUGCUAUGGCCAUUACAUCAACCCCCAACCAGCGAAUGACUUUAAGUGAGAUAUACAAUUACAUCACAGAUAAAUUUCCGUACUACAGAAGAAACAGACAAGGAUGGCAAAAUUCUAUAAGACACAACCUCAGUCUCAACGAUUGCUUUAUCAAAAUACCCAGAAGUCGUACUGGCAUGGAUGACAAUAUGGGAGGCGGAAAAGGAAGCUAUUGGACCUUAGAUCCCGUAGCUGCUGCUGAUAUGUUUGAACGAGGCAAUUACAGGCGACGAAGGAUGCGCAGACACAGGCCAUACCAACAACAAACUAAUCAACAAGAUGCAAAAACGUUGUUACCGCAGACACACUUUUCGUAUCCCGAAUUUCAAUUGACUAGGCCUAGUCUAAUAGAUAAGCAACAACCAGACACCGUAUCUUCACACAAUCUGGCAUUUCACAUAGAAAACCUUAUACAAAAAAAUCAUACGGGUGAGAUACCUCAAGAAGAAACAGUUUCUUCUAGCAAUAUUCAUAAUAACAAUGAUCAAGAAGAUCAUUCAACGACGGAAUCCUCAACAAAAUUAAUAAUUAUUAAUGACCAAGAUGACGAUAAUGGUGGCAUUAGGCGUUAAUAGUUGUUGUUGUUUUGCUCUAUUGUUAUAAACAAAUGAUAAAUUUACCUGAUUUUUUGCUAAAGGGCACUUUUACUCGGAUAUUGUACGAUAAUACAAUUAUCGUAUACAUUUUAAUGCAACAUAAAUUAUGCUAUGUGCGCAAUUCAAUGAUCUAAAUUUUUCAUUUUAGAACAAUAUUGAAGUGAUCUUAGAGAUUUAAUAAUGUUGCAUGUAGUCAUAAAAACCAAUAUAUUUAGAAAAAAGGCCCAAAGUAGUAAUCAUUAUCAAGUAUAAAUUUGUAUAACGAGCAGCAAGAAUUACAUUUUUAAUUACUAUGUAAAUAUUUAUUUUAUGAAUUGUUUAUGUUUUUCUCUUAGAUAUAAUUAUUUACCUCUUACAUAAUUUGUUAAAUAAUAAAGCCUUUGUAAAUUA